Monodelphis domestica (gray short-tailed opossum) is the source of this 5813-nucleotide messenger RNA. NCBI's taxonomy places the organism in Eukaryota, Metazoa, Chordata, Mammalia, Didelphimorphia, Didelphidae. The record is from RefSeq and is a predicted model, not a curated record.
UUCUGAGGUUUAAGCGGCAGAGCCUUAAAGAGGAACUCACUAUUGUUGACAGGAGAGGCAAGCAAUAGAUAUGGAUGCUGUACAAUUGUUUAGAAUCAUCAGUGAGAAGGAAAAGAGAGGAAUCAAGAAAGAGAGUUAUCUGUAAUAUGAACAAUAAUAUAAUAGUAUUUGAAAUACAAUAAAGAAGAUUCUUGAAUUAACAUCUUUUUGUGCUAUAACUGGCAGAGAAAUCAGGGAUGUGAAGAACAAUUUAGGGAUUGGGGAUGAAAUCAAACAGAUGCAGGUAGCAAAUAAAAUUCCUUAACGCUGGUGUUCACAGGAUUCUUGCCCUACUUCGUGUCUAGUAGAAUAAUCCUUAAGGAACAAAAUAACAAGAGAAAGGAAAGAGUCAGGAAGGGGAAAGGUAGGGGAGAGAGAGAGAGGAUAACAGUUCAACUUCGGAUCUUCCCGGUGCAGUAAGCGUUAAGGGGAGGAGGGGAAUGACGCGGUUUGCGUCUGGAGCAGCUCCUUGGAGUCCACAGCAUCCACAGCCUGAGCCUCGCCUUCCUUUCUCCCUCUGCAGACACAGAGAGACACAAAAGCCAGUGCUAGAGACCCAGAAGCAUCAUGACGGAAACCACCAAGACCCACGUUAUCCUUUUGGCUUGUGGCAGCUUCAAUCCCAUUACCAAGGGGCACAUUCAGAUGUUCGAAAGAGCCAGGGAUUAUUUGCACAAGACUGGAAGGUUUAUUGUGAUUGGUGGAAUUGUUUCUCCUGUCCACGACUCCUAUGGAAAACAGGGUCUGGUGUCCAGCCGACAUCGCUUGAUCAUGUGCCAACUGGCUGUCCAAUCUUCUGAUUGGAUCAGGGUGGACCCCUGGGAGUGCUAUCAGGAUACAUGGCAGACCACCUGCAGCGUUCUAGAACACCACCGGGACCUAAUGAAGCGAGUGACUGGCUGCAUCCUUUCCAAUGUCAACACACCUUCCAUGACCCCGGUGAUUGGACAACCACAACAUGAGACACCCCAGCCCAUUUAUCAGAACAACAAUGUGCCCGCUAAGCCCACUGCAGCAAAGAUCUUGGGGAAAGUGGGAGAAAGCCUGAGCCGAAUUUGUUGUGUCCGUCCACCUGUGGAGCGUUUCACUUUUGUUGAUGAGAAUGCCAACCUUGGCACAGUGAUGCGGUAUGAAGAGAUUGAACUUCGCAUCUUGCUGCUUUGUGGCAGUGACCUGCUGGAAUCCUUCUGCAUCCCUGGGCUCUGGAAUGAGGCUGAUAUGGAGGUGAUUGUUGGUGACUUUGGAAUUGUGGUGGUACCUCGGGAUGCCGCAGACACAGACCAAAUCAUGAACCAUUCCUCAAUACUCCGCAAGUACAAGAACAACAUCCUAGUGGUGAAGGAUGAUAUCAACCAUCCCAUGUCCAUUGUCAGUUCCACCAAGAGCAGACUGGCCCUGCAGCAUGGGGAUGGACACGUGGUGGAUUACCUAACCCAGCCCGUCAUUGACUACAUCCUCAAGAGCCAGCUGUACAUCAAUGCCUCUGGAUAGGCACCAUUGCUCCUUCCCCUUCCACCCCGACCCCCAACCCUGUCGCUGCAGCAAUUCAGCCCUCAUGCUUACUCUCCUCCUGUCCUCCAUCACUUUUUCCUGGCCUGUCUGUCUGUCUGUCUAUUCCUCUUUCCUCUUUGUCUUUCUCUCAUUGUCUCCCACAUGGGUCUGUCUGCCUCCCUUGCUGACUCUAAUACCCCACAGGGCAGGGCUAUUCCAAGAACUAUGGUACUUGGUACAUGGAGCCCUUUCUACAGUCAUCUUUGGACAACCUUUCUGCUUGUUCCCUGGGUUGGGGGUAGACCAGGGUUGGGGAGGGGAAAGUGCAGCCCAUAGAGGUAUAUUGAUGUCCGUUUCCCAGCAUGCUCUAGGGAGGCGGCUCUGGUGUCCACCUUCCCAGCAUGCUCUAGGGUGGUGGCUCUGGCACUCGCCCUCCUAGCAUGCCCUUUAUCACAAAGGGCUGACCUUUUUUUUUCCCCUCCUACCUUUCAUAAGACCUUGGAUGAGAUCAGUGUCUAUGGUUUUUUUUUUUGUUUGUUUGUUUAAACUCCCCAUUGCACUCCUUUGGCAUUCCUUCUGUUUUAUUGUGCUAUUGCAUUCAGCCUCAGCUCUCAUUAUUGGGGGAGCCCAGUCCUUGAGGGAUACCCCCAAAUAUGAACCUCAAGCAACAAGGUGGAACACUCUUUUUUGGCCAAGAGUGAACCACUUGGGUUUUGAAGUCCCAGGAAACAGAGAGAAAAUUUCUAUUGUUGUAAGUCUGGGAAUAAGUUUUCCCCAGGACUUUGAACCUAUUUCUUCAGGUUUUGGUUUCAGGAGAUGUUUUUCCUGCUCCAAAACUGAAUAAUGGCUUAACUUUUAGUUUAAAUAAAGCCUGUCAUUACACAUUUUGGAAGGCCCAACCAUAGAGCAUUUGGGUUAUAAUGGAACUAGAACUAGUGGGAAGGGUGGGGACUGUUGGUCAAAAAGUGUUUGUAGAGUACCCAUCUCUUUCAGCUCAUUGUACUAAGCCCUUCUACACCAAACUUAGGCAUACAUCUGGAUCACUUAUGCCAGGUGAAAUCCUAAUAAUGCAGCAAUUUCUAAAAUAAAUAAGCUAAGUGGUCAUCCAGCCUUGGAUAUCCUUGAGAAUCUGGUUUUUCUCUGGCCUCUUUCUGCUAAUAGUAUAAUCCUUCCCUUAUGGAUAAGAUAUUCUGAAAAUGAAUCAAUGAUAUGGGCACUCCCUUCACUAGUGCAGAUCACAACCCAUUCACAUCAUCCCAUGAUCUUGACAAAAAACAACAAAAAUAAAUGCUUUUGUUCCCAGUGACCCCAAUGUACUCACUGGGGACAUUCAGGAUUAAACAUUUUUUGUGGAGUAGAAGUAGUAUCCCAGUAUUUCUGUAAGGCUAGGAUGAGAACUUCUAGGGAAACUAAGAAACAUCAGUUACCAUCUGAUUAAAUCUGCCUUAAUAGAGACAUGAAUUCACAUAAUGGGGCUCUCCAUGGGAGAACUGAGCCUUCAGGAAACCCAUUUAGAUGCAUGGAUUCCAGUUGUUUCUUCCAUUUCCUCUCUACUGUUCACCCUAAAAGGGGCUCCAGGGACCCAGUGCUGGCUUCCUAAAUCUUGUAUUCUGCUUAGGAGCCAGGAUGGCUGGUUCCCAGUGAUUGUCCACAUCUCUCAGCUGAUCUUGGAUGAUUCUGAUUGAUGCUAAAGAAGGCUCUCAGAACAAUGGAGCCUUUUAUCAAAAUUCCAUAGCUGGAUGGUUCUUUUGAGUCUGAUAGAGAGUGAAAUCAGAGAACUAUUAGUUUGCCAACCCAUAUGUCUUCUUAGGUACAAAGUUUCACACUCAUCACCAUAUUUAAAAUUUCAGGCCAGUUUUCUUGUGACUGUGGAGGACGGUGGUGAUAUAUGAACUUAGUUGGAUAAAGUAGGAAUAUUACAGAAGCUGAGAAAGAGAAAGUUUCAACCUCUGUCCCAUAAGGAUAUUGGGGCAUAUGGCACUGUCUACUCUAGGAGAGUGAAUUCUUCUGGAUCAUAUAUAUUUUGCUCUGGUUGAAGGAUUUGUGUUUUCAACAUCUAGUUUAGAAUCUCAGAAUUGUGAAGAUAGAAAGAACCUUAGAGAUUAUCUAGUCCAAGUUAAUUCUGAUAAAGCCCUGGCUUAGGAAAAGAGAAUGGCACCAGUCAAUUAAUACUUAGAGGAGUAGAAUGAGUUGUUGUAUAGCUUGUGUCAAGGGACUACACCCAGAAGUAAUGUAGUGCCACAAUGGAACAAAGACUAGAAACCAAGGGAAUGUGGAGAUUCCAGCCAGCAAGGAUUUCUUGAUUAUGAAUAGACUAAGGGAAGAUGGUUAUGGUCCUUUGCUGGGAACAAAACUACUUAAGAUCUAACUAUGUGCUAUAAGGGGCAGUUCCAAAAUGGACUUGAAACUUUUUCCCUCUUUUAAGCUCCCAGGAUUAUAGGGAUAGAGCCAGAAAGGACCUCAUUGGCCAUAUAGUCAAAUCUCUUCAUCUUUCAGGUGAGGAAACUGAGACCAGGGAAUUUAAGUAAUUUGUCCAAGGUCAUGGAGGAAGGAAGUAUGAGCAAUGAAAUUUGAACUCAGGUCCAACAGGACUUUAUUGACAGUAUUUUUCCCCAUUUUACCAUGCUGCAAGGUCUCAGGCAAAGCCCAAACCCCAUUUACCAGUUUUUCCUCUCAUUAAGGAGCUAUGGUGGUUCUGGGCUGGUGGGUGUUAAGGAAGCAUGAAGACAUAUUACAGAUGGCAGAAGUGGCUCCAGUGGAGUUCUAGGGAAAAAAAGGGUCAGGUCAUACCUGUCUGAAUGGAAGGAAGAGAAAACAAGUUGAAAAGAACUCCCUCACCAUGACCAGAAGAAGUUUUAUCAAAGAAAAAUUUGAAGCCCUCAUUGGUGCAGAACCACAACCUUCCCUUCCCUCUCCCUUUCCCAGCUCUCAUUUUCAAGCUCUUUAAUCACUAAGAAUGACAGCACUAUUCUUAUCUCAUGGCAGAACUUUGUGGAUAUGAUCUAGUCACAGUCAAUACCAAGGAAAGGAUCUAGAGUCUGUGGUAAGACCUGGAUGGUCAAGAGAAUGACCACCAGGCUAUGCGAACCUGGUCUGUGCUACCAGUUAUCUUUCUUUCCUCAGCUUGCAUGGGGAACAGGACUCCAGUGGUGGGUCUUGGAAACUGUAUGAGGCAGUGUCAGAGGGAAUCUGUAGCCCCAUUUCUUGCCAACAAGCAGGAAAUUGCCAUCAGCCAGUCCACCUUCACCUUUCUUUUCCUCCAAAUAUGAACGCAGAUGGGGAUGAAACUGCAUCCCUUCUCAUAAGAGGUCUCCUUAGGGAGUUUGUGCUGCUAAUUGGUACCUCAGUGUUCCUCAGGUAACCUCUGAGAUCUCACUGCUCACAUUGUCCAUGGAAGUCCACAGGGAAAUGGAAAAAGAAUUUCUCUUUUUGUAUUUGCUGUGCUCAUUUCCAACCAUUCACCAUUGUGCUCUGGUCUCAUCCUUUAGCUAUUUCAAAUAAAUUUUAAAAAAAAAAUAGCAGAGGUACUUCCUAUUAGGAAUGAACAGAGAACUAAUUGUACUCUUCAAUUCCCAAAUGGCAGCAAAAAAAUGGAGAAUACAAUGGAAAACGUACUUAUUCUUGUAACCUGCACUUACCCUUGACUCCUCACACAUACACAUAUGCACAUACAUAAUUAUACACUCACAAUUUCACGAGACUAAGAAAAAAGAACCCAGUAUUUGAUUUUCUCCAAUAAGAGAGUAAUAUGAAAAUAAUUGGGUAGACCAGUUGGCUAUAUUUGGAAGUAUAGGAGUAUUGAUCAGUUUUGUAGUUCACCUACUUUAAGAUGGCAUGCCUUAGGAACGUAACAUGGUGGGUAAUGAUUAGAAAUACACUAUGACUCAUUGACAUCUUCACGUUACCACACAGUAAAACUGUCCCCACAUGAGAGCUUAGAGGGGCCUAUGAAUAUGUUCUGAUUGGUUAGAAAUGAGCUGUGGUUCAGUUCUUCCUCAUUCUUCAGUUCAAAUCACAGAGCCCAAAUUGUGGUUCAGUUUUAAAGGUGUAGGGUUGGUACAGGGAGGGAAGGGCUUUCUUCAGUUUACAUGUUGAUCAUUGAAGCCGCCAUGUUAACAGUAACAUUUGCUUUCCUGAAACCAAUUCAUUUAUAAAAUGACAUUCAAGUUGCAAGAUCAUUUCACAGUGAAAUAUUUUGAGUAAAAUAUUGUUGCUAAAGAUGAUCAUGGACAAAAGUUUUAUCAGCGAAAUGUUUCCGUUCUAUAAUAAACAAGAUGAUGCUA